Messenger RNA from Cannabis sativa, 387 nucleotides. RefSeq names its product aquaporin NIP2-1-like. The coding region runs from base 1 to 387 and encodes 128 amino acids. Gene Ontology annotation, molecular function: channel activity. Gene Ontology annotation, cellular component: membrane. The transcript has 2 exons. The record is from RefSeq and is a predicted model, not a curated record. Gene Ontology annotation, biological process: transmembrane transport. Lineage: Eukaryota; Viridiplantae; Streptophyta; Magnoliopsida; Rosales; Cannabaceae.
AUGGAUAGAUCAGUAGAAGGAGAACUUAAAGUGAAUGUUCUUACUAAUCACCCAUCAAUAUCAUCAUCAUCAUCAUCAUCAUCAUCCCCUCUAUGGGUACUCUACUAUAAGGAGUGUCAAAUUAAUUUUCUUAAAAAGGUGGUGGCAGAAAUCAUAGCAACGUUUCUGAUGGUGUUUGUGACAUGUGGGGCGGCUGCCCUAAGUGGAAGUAAUGAGAAAAGAGUGCCACAGCUGGGAGCAUCACUCGCCGGCGGCCUCAUUGUCACCGUCAUGAUAUACACCGUCGGCCACAUCUCCGGUGCACACAUGAACCCCGCCGUCACUCUUGCUUUCGCCGCCGUUCGACAUUUUCCAUGGAAACAGGUAUCACUACUUGUUUUAGUGUAA